CCAUGAUAGAUGCAGAAGACUUCUGUUUGAACAGUCCAGAAGAUUUAUCAUGACAAAGCAUGAAACUUAUAAUAAAAUUUCAAGUGCCACAACGGGCAAGCACCUUCCGGAAUACUAAUGAAAGGGUAUUUUGACUGCCUUGUUUUGAUCUGACACGACAUUUUAGACAGACAACGAAAAUAUCUAGAGGAUUGUGAUCCAUUUUUAUUAUCAAAGAAUUGAUACCCCCGAUGACCAACCUGUUGGCGACCAUCAAGUUAUUUAAUUUCCUACUUGCUAGGACAUGUCUCGCAGGCCGACAAGACGUUGUUGCGAUGGAGGUCCUACAGGAACCAGCAGCUCAGUUGGAGUUUGGAGGAGAACAUCGUAUGGCUGAAAUGACUGAGUUGUCAUCGGCCCCAGGACGCCAUCGAACGAUCAGUGACGGCGAACAAUCAGCUACCAUGGGAUCUCACAUCUGUGCCUCAUCAGACCCAAGAGACACAGCCCGGUCUUGUCACGAAAAUUUCGCUUUCCACUCGAACUGUCAAGUCAAUCAACCAGGGGAUGCCGAACUGGAGAGCACUAUGAUACAUGAUAGCCAAGAAACAGACCACAGAGGAACUUUGAACAGGGCCUUGAUUUCACAAGACACUUUUCACCCUCAUGACAACAUACCCAAUAGCGAAGUUUGUUCUGAGGAUCCACCUUCCCAAACUGAUCAAAAUAUCUCAACAGAGAAUUCACAAGAGAAGGGAAGGCUAAUUAUGAACGAAUACAAACCAGCAGGAUGUUCGAUUUGCUUUGAAGAAAUACACUCGGGUCCUGAUGAUCCAGACAACCCAAUCUUUAGUUGGACGAGAUGCAACCACAGUUUUCACCUAGAAUGUAUCGGUAAAUGGUGGGAAUUAUUCCGUUACUCCUGUCCGAUAUGUCGACGUACGAUUUCUGGAAGGGAGCAGGAAGAGGAGCAAGAAGUGAUCGCGCCCAUGAUCCCGACGUUUGCCUGUAGCUUACACUGCUUCCUCGAUCAGACAACUGGCGGCUUUUCACCCGUCAUCAUUGGCGCCUGGGCUUUGUUCUUUUGCUGCUUCGCCAUGCUUAUAAAGACACUCGCGGAUGACGUCCACUUCCAUCGUCCUCAUCAAGCUUAAUACAACAUCCCCCAGAUCGAUAUCAUUGAAAACCAAAGUCAGUCAGUGUCUCUUGAGGGCUCAGAGAUACAUAUCUUCCACAAGUUUUUAGUUUUUCUUGCUUUCAAAAAC
Molecule: messenger RNA, 1244 nt
Organism: Puccinia graminis f. sp. tritici CRL 75-36-700-3
Lineage: Eukaryota; Fungi; Basidiomycota; Pucciniomycetes; Pucciniales; Pucciniaceae
Exons: 3
Coding region: 231-1133 (300 amino acids)
Molecular function (GO): zinc ion binding
Source: RefSeq, a predicted model, not a curated record